GUGGGAGCCUGGCUCUUUGUGUCUGACUUGACCAGAGUCUGUAUAAAUACAGUCUAUGGGCUUAACGCACCGCAGAUGGAAGCCAGUAGCCCACUUCAAACGUGUGAGGGUCUCGUUUAAGCGGAAUUCCGCUGCUGCCACACAGUAAAGGGGGCACAUCUCGUCCCCGCCGCAGUCAUCACCCAAUCCCGUUGUUCUUCUGAGUCCCUGGAGUGACAAUGUCCGACAGCUCACACUGUUCCUACUGUCGGGAGGACCUCGGGGGGAAGAGGUUCAUCCGCAAUGAAGGCCGGCCAGUAUGCAUCAGCUGCCACACAAAGUUCUGCGCCAACUCCUGCAGCCAUUGCCAUCGACCGAUACCUGUUGAGUCGAAGGAGCUCAGCCAUAAGGGUCGGUACUGGCAUGAGGAGUGUUUCCGUUGUGCCAAGUGUUACAAGCCUCUGGCCAAGGAGCCCUUCAGCACAAAGGACGACCGCAUCAUGUGUGGAAAGUGCUGCUCCAGAGAGGACGCUCCCCGCUGCCACGGCUGCUAUAAACCCAUACUUGCAGGCAAAGAGAGCGUGGAGUACAAAGGGAACUCAUGGCACGACGAGUGUUUCACCUGUUGCAACUGUAAACGACCAAUUGGAUCGCAGAGUUUCCUCUCUAAAGGAACGGACACUUACUGCAGCCCAUGCUAUGACAGAAAGUUUGCCAAACACUGCAUCAGCUGCAAAAAGGCGAUAAUCUCUGGAGGGGUGAAUUAUCAGGACCAGCCUUGGCACGGACACUGUUUUGUGUGCAGCUCCUGCUCAAAGCCUCUUGCUGGGACAAGUUUCACCAACCACCAGGACCAGGUCUUCUGUGUCGCCUGCUACAAAAGCUCUGUGGCUAAGAAAUGCAGCAGCUGCCAAAACCCCAUCACAGGUUUUGGUAAAGGAGUGAACGUUGUGAACUACGAGGGCAACUCAUGGCAUGAAUACUGCUUCAACUGCAAGAAAUGCUCCCUCAGUCUGGCCAACAAGCGUUUUGUAGCCAAUGGAAGUGACAUCCUCUGCUCCGACUGUGGAAACAAGUAGACAUCAAGAAAGUGGUCAACAACCUUUCGUCAUUGUUCCAUCUUUUCUUUUCUGCAUAAAGGCCAAGUCUCCAUUUCAAAAAUGUUUUUCUAUGUGUUGAUUUCUUUUUGUAAAAUGAUCCUCAGAAGGAUUAAAACUGUUGGGACCAAAACGUGUUGAUUAUUGAUGUGCUGCUGCGUGCUUACAUAUAAUAUACAGACUGAUCGCCAUGACUAACAAAGCAAAUGAACAGCAUUAAAAUGCUAAAGCGCUAAAAUAAAUGAGCAGCUCAUACACGCAUUAAUAGAGAAACAAUUGAAUGCAAGUAGAAGUGAGGUGAUGUUAAAUCUGAAAUAAAAGAGAUUCAAAUUUGAUUGUUUUAAUUGUAUAUUUUACUUCCUUUAAAAAAAUAAUUAUUUCUUAUGUGGCUUUAAUGUCUACUUGCUUUUUUUUAAGUUGAUGUUGUCCUAUGAUUAAAAAGUUGAUUAAUUACUAACAAAAUGUAAAAAUGAGCAUUGACUGUGUAUCUGUAUCUUUUUUUUUUAUAGUCUAUGGUUUUGAAUACAUUUACUUCAAAGCACUUUUCUAAACUGUUUCGCUCUGACACAUGCACGUAAUAUAUUCAAACUGUACUGCCUGAUGUCUUUUACAAUAAAACCUUCUACAAAACUAU
Labrus bergylta (ballan wrasse) is the source of this 1710-nucleotide messenger RNA. RefSeq names its product four and a half LIM domains protein 1. Gene Ontology annotation, biological process: muscle organ development. Lineage: Eukaryota; Metazoa; Chordata; Actinopteri; Labriformes; Labridae. Gene Ontology annotation, molecular function: transmembrane transporter binding. The record is from RefSeq and is a predicted model, not a curated record.